AUCAGGGCGGGGUGGGGCGGGUCGGGGCACCCGAACCGGUUUCACGGAAGGACCGGCGGCGGCCGUGGAGGAGGAUGGAGGCGGUGGUGUUCGUCUUCUCUCUCCUCGACUGCUGCGCGCUCAUCUUCCUCUCCGUGUACUUCAUAAUUACUUUGUCUGAUUUAGAAUGUGAUUACAUUAAUGCUAGAUCAUGUUGCUCGAAAUUAAACAAGUGGAUCAUUCCAGAAUUGAUUGGCCAUACCAUUGUCACGCUAUUAAUGCUCGUUUCAUUGCACUGGUUCAUCUUCCUUCUCAACUUGCCUGUUGCCACUUGGAAUAUAUAUCGGUUCAUUAUGGUGCCAAGUGGUAACAUGGGAGUGUUUGACCCAACAGAAAUCCACAAUCGAGGGCAGCUGAAGUCACACAUGAAAGAAGCCAUGAUCAAGCUUGGUUUCCACCUGCUCUGUUUCUUCAUGUAUCUUUACAGUAUGAUCUUAGCGUUGAUAAAUGACUGAAGCUGGAGCAGCCGUGGUGGGAGUCAGCUACACUACAGUGCACAGUCGAGGAGCCAGAGAUGCUUCCAUCAUCCUUAGGACCGUAACCAUAGCAGUAUAUUUUUUCCUCUUUGAACAAAAAAAUAUUUUUGCUGUAUUUUUACCAUAUAAAGUAUUUAAAAAACA
Messenger RNA from Myotis daubentonii (Daubenton's bat), 659 nucleotides. It is a transcript of the gene CNIH4, whose product is annotated as cornichon family member 4. NCBI's taxonomy places the organism in Eukaryota, Metazoa, Chordata, Mammalia, Chiroptera, Vespertilionidae. The record is from RefSeq and is a predicted model, not a curated record. Gene Ontology annotation, biological process: vesicle-mediated transport.